This is a messenger RNA of Phodopus roborovskii (desert hamster), 1983 nucleotides long. RefSeq names its product ATP-binding cassette sub-family G member 3. Gene Ontology annotation, cellular component: plasma membrane. The transcript has 15 exons. Gene Ontology annotation, molecular function: ATP binding; ABC-type transporter activity; ATP hydrolysis activity. The record is from RefSeq and is a predicted model, not a curated record. Bases 14 to 1960 code for a protein of 648 amino acids. NCBI's taxonomy places the organism in Eukaryota, Metazoa, Chordata, Mammalia, Rodentia, Cricetidae.
AGAACCUCUCAGGAUGUCUUCCAAUAAUGACCCUGUUACAAUCCCAAUGAUAUCAAGAAAUCGCAGUGACCUUCCUGGAAUGGACCCUAAGAAAUUGACUGGAGAGGCUGUGUUAAGUUUUCAUAACAUCAGCUAUCAAGAAACAGUGUACAGUGGCUUUCCUUUUCGUAAAAAAAUGGGUGUGAUAGAAAGACUAUCAAAUAUCAGUGGGAUCAUGAAACCUGGCCUCAAUGCCAUCAUGGGUCCUCAGAACAGGAGCAGAUCUUUGUUAUUAGAUGUCUUAGCCGCGAGGAAAGAUACACGUGGAUUAUCGGGAGAUAUUUUGAUAAACGGAAAACCUCGACCUGCUAAUUUCAAAUGCACUUCUGGUUAUGUCCCACAAAAUGACAUGGUGAUGGGCACAGUGACUGUGAGAGAGAAUGUCGAGUUCUCAGCAGCUCUUCGACUUCCAAUGUCUAUAACAAGAGAUGAGAAAAGAAAACGAAUUAAUGAGGUCCUUGAACUUCUGCAUCUGGAUGAGGAGUCAAAUGUCAAGCCUAGCUCUAAGGAGCUCAGGAAGAGGACCAGUAUAGCAAUGGAGCUGGUCACCGAGCAUCCCAUUUUGUUCCUGGAUGACCCCACCACUGACUUAGACAUGACAACUACUGCUGAUGUCAUCUCCGUCCUGAAAAGGAUGUCUAUGAGGGGAAGGACCAUCAUCUUCUCCAUUAACCAUCCCCCAUACUCCAUCUUCAGAUGUUUUGAUAGCCUCACCUUAGUGGCCUCAGGAAAACUCAUGUUUCACGGCCCUGCACAGGAGGCUUUGGAAUACUUCACAUCUGCAGGCUACAACUAUGAUUCCCACAACAACCCUGCAGACUUCUUCCUGAACAUCAUUAAUGGAGGUUCCUCUACUAUAUUAGACACAGAGGAAGACAACCAUGAAGCUGACAAAUAUAAAGAAUUUUCUGAGAGACGGCACCAAGUCACAGAAAACUUAGCCAAUAUGUAUGCCCAGUCCUCCUUAUACAGAGAAAUGAGAACAGAACUGGAUCCACUCUUGGGGGAACAGAAUGCUGGGAAGAGCUCAGCCUUAGAUGAGAUCACAUGUGUCACCCCUUUCUGGCAUCAGCUCUGGUGGAUUAUCUGUCGUUCAUUCAAAACUUUCCAGGGUUUUUCAUGGAUCACUGCGAUUAAGGCAAUUAUUGGAGUCUUAGUGGCCAUGUCUGUAGGUUCCACUUACCAUUUCCUACAAGGUGAUUGUACUGAAGUCCAGAGGAGAUCUGUCCUGCUAUACAUGAUCACAAGCUAUGAAUGUUUGACAAGCUUGUCUGCCAAGGAGCUCUUCAUGAUCGACAGGGGUCAAUUUCUACAUGAGCAUACCAGUGGAUACUACAGAGUGUCAUCAUAUUUCUUUGGGAAAUUGCUGAUUGAGCUGGUACCCAGGAGGUUAUGGCAAAGUAUUGCAUUUACUGUUAUAGUAUUCAUCACAGCAGGAGUAAAAACAGAUGUGAAUGGGUUCUGCACUACAAUAUUUACUGUCAUGACGUUGGCUUAUUCUGCCAGUUCCGUGGCCCUGUCUUUAGGGGCAGGAGAGACUGCAGCAGCUGUAACAACACAACUCUUAAUCAACUAUUAUAUGUUCAUGUUGUUUGCUUCAGCUUUAUCACUAUAUCACAUAAACUUCAUGUAUGACCUGUCAUGGAUUCAGUACUUUAGCAUUUCUCAUUAUGGAUUCUCAGCUUUGCAGCACAAUGAAUUCUUGGGACAAAACUUCUGUCCAGAACACAAAACAGCAGAAAUCAGUAGAUGUCAGGGCUAUGUAAUAUGUACUACAGAAGAAUACUUGGCAAACCAAGGUAUUGAUAUCUCAACAUGGGGCUUCUGGAAGAAUCACGUGGCCUUAGCCUGUAUAAUGAUCCUCCUCUUAUCAAUUACCUAUGUGCAGUUGUUACCUCUUAAGAAAAAGAGAUGUUUUUAAACCAUUGUUCCACUUUCUUUGAA